AUGCCAUGGAGAGAUAUAGUGUCGUGGACAACCAUAGUUGCCGCAGCUGCUCAGUAUGGGUAUUUGGAAGAAUCCUUACGAUUGCCGUACUGCAUGCCGGGCCAAUUGGAGGAAGCGAGAAUCUAUUUUGAAACUAUGCCGGAGCAAAACACUGUACCAUUAUGCGCAUUAAUUUCUGCAUACGCCCGAAUGGGGCACCUAGACGAGGCAAGACAAUUUUCCAGAGCUGCACAUAUUGAGAGCACUGAAAUAAAAACAGCAAUGCUUACGCACAGAACGGCAGAGGCACUAUACGUUUUCCACUCCAUGAACGCCAUGGACGUGUCCGUGGAUGGAUGCUUUGGCUGUGCGCUCGUGGCAUGCAGCCACGUUGGCAGCGUCUACGCGGCAAGAUCUUGCUUCGUGUCGAUAGAGAUGGACUUCCAUGUACAGCCCGUGAAGCUCCACUUUCGGUGCAUGAUCGAUGUCUUGGGGAGAGCCGGGUAUUUGCAUUCUGCCCAGGAGCUGCUCAAAACCAUGCCCUUCGAGCCCGAGACUGUGGACUGGAAGUGCCUCUUGGGGGCAUGUAGGAGCUACAGAUCCUCCGUUGAGUUUGGGAAUUUCGUUGCCAAGAAUGUCAUUGACAAGGAUCCGAGAGGAGCUACUGGUUAUGUCCUUGCAGCCAACAUGAUGGUCUCCUAG
This is a messenger RNA of Selaginella moellendorffii, 681 nucleotides long. Its product is annotated as pentatricopeptide repeat-containing protein At4g16835, mitochondrial-like. Gene Ontology annotation, biological process: RNA modification. The coding region runs from base 1 to 681 and encodes 226 amino acids. The transcript is spliced from 3 exons. Lineage: Eukaryota; Viridiplantae; Streptophyta; Lycopodiopsida; Selaginellales; Selaginellaceae. The record is from RefSeq and is a predicted model, not a curated record. Gene Ontology annotation, molecular function: RNA binding; protein binding.